This is a messenger RNA of Corticium candelabrum, 2614 nucleotides long. RefSeq names its product ubiquitin carboxyl-terminal hydrolase 15-like. The record is from RefSeq and is a predicted model, not a curated record. The transcript has 16 exons. Bases 10 to 2418 code for a protein of 802 amino acids. Gene Ontology annotation, molecular function: cysteine-type deubiquitinase activity. Lineage: Eukaryota; Metazoa; Porifera; Homoscleromorpha; Homosclerophorida; Plakinidae. Gene Ontology annotation, biological process: protein deubiquitination.
GCGACUGCAAUGGACGAAAGUGCGGUUGACAACAGGGAGGCACCAAAGAUUGAUGCUGCUGACGAGGCUAGACCAGACUAUAGACAACAACUUAUUGAAGUUAAACAAACCAUUGACAUGACGCAACUGAAAGAAGGUGAAUCAUGGUACUUGGUAGAUGUUCGCUGGUUUAAACAGUGGAAACUUUAUGUUGGUUAUGACUAUUGGAAUCAGUAUAAUGCUGGACAGGAGUCAGCUGUACCAGGUCCAAUAGACAACACUGAUCUUUUCAAGGAUGAGUCCUUUACUGAUUUGAAGCCUAACAUGAUUGAUGAACUUGAUUACCACCUGCUUCCUUCUGUGACAUGGGUAAUGCUGUCUACAUGGUAUGGCAUUGCUGAUGGCCAGGACCCUGUGGAGAGAAAGGUCAUCUCACAAGGACAGUACAUGAAGCAUCUGAAAGUGGAAGUUUAUAUGACUGAUGUGAAGUUGUGCCUCUUCACUGACCAAGAUACAGUGAAGGUGAAGAAAUUUAGCAAGGCAAAGAAAUUAGAAAAUAUUGUCAAGGAAAUGAAGGAGCUGUUCAACGUACAAGAUGGCUUGGCAGUUCGGCUAUGGUCAAAGUACAUGAGUUCAUAUUUUGAACGUCUUGAUCGGAUGGACCUUACUUUGCAAGACUGCAGCAUCUACACAGGCCAGUCUCUCGUUCUGGAAGUAAAGAAUGAAGAUGACAGUUGGCCAAGAGACAAAUCAGGCUCAGAGGCACAGUAUCGGCAAUCUUCAUCUUCAACCAGCUCAGCAAUUGGAAACAGGAGCAGUUAUAACACAUACUAUGGCUACAGCAACUACAGUUCUGAAAGCUACAAUCGUACAAGCAAACCAGGCCUGACAGGUCUGAGUAACCUUGGAAACACUUGCUUUAUGAACUCAGCUCUUCAGUGCCUUAGUAAUACUCCUCCUCUCACCAAAUACUUUCUUGACAAUAUCUAUCGUGACGACAUUAACCGUGAAAAUCCUCUUGGUAUGAAGGGAAAAAUUGCUGAAGCUUAUGGCAGUUUAUUGCUGGACUUAUGGGGAGGAUCUCUUGCUGUGUCACCUAGAAGAUUUAAGACAGAAGUUGGCCAGUUUGCUCCUCAAUUUGUAGGUUACCAGCAGCAUGAUUCACAGGAGCUGCUAGCAUUCUUGUUGGACGGUCUACAUGAAGAUCUAAAUCGUGUGAAAAAGAAACCUUAUGUUGAACUCAAGGACAGUUUUGGAAGGCAAGAUGAAGAAGUCGCUCACGAGGCAUGGACAAAUCAUCGCAAAAGGAAUGACUCAGUCAUUGUAGACCUCAUCCAGGGCCAAUUUAAGUCAACUGUUUUAUGUCCGAAAUGUCAACGGAUGUCGGUGACAUUUGACCCAUUUAUGUAUCUUACUUUACCACUUCCUGUAAAAAGGACAAGACUUAUGAGAGUGGUGCUUGUGAAAUUGGAUCCAAUGGAUUUGCCAACAAAUUAUUGUGUAACUGUGCCCAAGCAUGGUACAGUGGCAAGCCUUGCAAAAGAGUUGGCUACCGUGAGUGGAGUAGAUCAUCGCAAGUUGGUCUUUGCUGAUGUUUACUCAUCACGAUUGCAUAAGAUCUUCAGCUAUAAAGAAAAACUAACAUUGAUCUAUGAUCGAGAUGAUCUUUAUGCCUAUGAAGUUCCUGUAGAACGAGAUGAUGAUCCUGAUACCAUAGUUUUGAAAGUGUAUCACAGAGAACUGAGAGCACGACAGGUGAACAGUUACUAUUCUGGUACUUACAACUACACAUCAUCUUCUCUGUUUGGCUGGCCAUUUCUUGUUGCUGUGCCUCGAAACACUACGACGUAUGGCUCUUUAUACCAGCAUUUGAUUCGACACAUGGGGCGUUAUGUUCGAUAUCCCUCUCAAGUAGCUGUCAAUGUGUCACUAGACAAUAGAGAAUUUGAAGAAAGUUCAACUGCAAGACGUCGUCUUUUAGAUAUUGCAAAUGAUGAUGAAAGCAAUGAGACAGAACCAAAUGGGAGUGGUAUUGGUGUGGAGGCAGUGAGUGCUCAAGACAAUAAUGGGGCUGACAUGGCAGAAUCAUUUCAAGGCAACAAUAGCAAUGGACUACUUAUGAAUCAUGACAAUGACAAGAAUCAUCCAUCGAGAAAUGUUUCUGAUCUUGAAGAAAAUUGUACUACAGCACAUAUCGAAACAGACACACAAAAUCAAAUGGAAACUGAAGAAAAACCAGAAGCUAGUUUAUCAGAAGUGCAAGGAGUCGAUAAGAACAAACAAGUAGUUGGUGAAGUUGAUCAAAAUUUAAUUAAAGAGUGUCGUCCAAAGUUAUUCAACAUGGUUAUGGUCAACUCAUUUGGAAGCUCUGAGUUGAGACAACUGGAACAAGACGAUAACAGGCCAAUUCAAUUUAGAGGUGAAUUAGUGUUUUUGUGAACAGCAUUGUAACAUGUUGAUUUUUUGCUUAUCAACUUAUGGGAAUAUAUGUGUGUGUGUUUUGCUUAAGUUAACGCUGAUUAGGAUCUUGAACAGCCCUCUAAGUGGUGACUAGUUAGUUGCCAUGGUGACUAAAUUUUCGAAUGGCAACUAAUCACUAACAGUUAGUUGCCAGUGGCCAGUUCAUGCAUUAGUA